UUGCGUCCGUAGCAACGGUAACCGGAAACAAGGUAUCCCUACAUCCGGUUUUGGUCGCCAUCUUGUGAAAUAGGCCUAUAAGAGGAAUGUUGAUGUGGUUCAAGUGAAUCUCAAGAACAGGAGCUGACAGGAGUGACUUUCUCAUUAACGCGUUAUUUUAAAAUAACACUAAAUACAUUUCAGGGUUUAUCAGACUCGCUAACAAGCUAACUUAACCAGUGUUAGCUAACAUAGUUAACCUCCAGGACCAUGUCUGCAUAUUGAGACAAACGUUGAAAGUUAUCCUGCGCAGUAUUUGCUUCUGCUAUUGUUAGCUAGAACGGUAAAUGAGUGCGUCAUAAUUUGCCGGGUAAGGACACUGCCGUUCUACCCUUGAGCAAGAUGUUCGCAGAAAUCGCCUGGACUCGACUCAUCUGCCCAAAUUCGCCUGCUCUACUGACUUCCUUAGCUCACCUUACGUUUCGUUCCUAUUUACAGUAUAGCCUAAUUACAUCCCAUUUACCUACUCUUCCUUUAUCACUUCUGUUAUUCAUUGGCAUCUCUUCCUGAGGCUAUGGCGCGCCACAGCAAGUUGCAGAAACAGAUUUUGUCACUGUAUCGGCAGUUCCUUCGCGCUGGGCAGCAUAAGCCCGGUUUUCUGCCGCGUGUUCGGGACGAAUUCCGGCAGAAUGCUCGCAUCCCGAAGACCGACGUCAUGCACAUAGAGUACCUCUACCGGCGUGCCCAAAGGCAACUCGACCAGCUGAAAGACGUUAACACCAAACAACUGGGGACCUUUAUAAAGCCCAAGGGCCAAAACUGAGCACUGACUGUUCUUCAGGCACCUUCAUCCAGAUUCAUUUUGUAAAAUUUUAGUUUUUAUUAUUGUUAUUAUAUAAUAUGACCAUUUAUAUUUAAUGUUUUAUUUAUUUUUGUUUGUUUGUGUUUGGUUCUUCAGGGAUUAGACACAAGAGUUACAGGCCGUUAGGGGUGCGGCCAGGGUGAUAUGUACGCUCUUGCUAUGUUUUCUCUAAAAUGACAAUGGGCAAAGUCCCACAGUUCUUGAAAAUAUUUCCAUCCUGGAAAGUCUUUGAAAAUGACAAUAAAAAGGUGAAAUGUCAUUGACAGGUCUGUGAAACUUUACAGUGAAUAAAAUCCAUGCAUCUUUCUUGAUGA
Messenger RNA from Anguilla anguilla (European eel), 1155 nucleotides. RefSeq names its product succinate dehydrogenase complex assembly factor 1 (gene sdhaf1). The transcript is spliced from 3 exons. Lineage: Eukaryota; Metazoa; Chordata; Actinopteri; Anguilliformes; Anguillidae. The record is from RefSeq and is a predicted model, not a curated record. Gene Ontology annotation, biological process: mitochondrial respiratory chain complex II assembly. The coding region runs from base 554 to 802 and encodes 82 amino acids. Gene Ontology annotation, cellular component: mitochondrion.